CUCUCUCUCUUAAUUUGACUAUUUCAAGCUUGGGAGUAGUACAAACCAACCGCGUCCUUCCAAAAGCAAUCACCCCAUCCCCAAUUUAAAACCCUGGAGUAGAAAUCUCCCAUCACCAUGGUCGAACCCCUCCCUCCGCCUCUACCUCCAUGGCUCGUCUCCUCCCCCUCGUCCCUAUCAUCUCCCUCCUCCUCCUACUCGCCUCCUCCGCCGCCGCACAUGGUGGUGGCUCCGACGACGACGACGACUCCGGCGGCGCCCAGCCGAACCUCCGCGCGAAAUCGCUCAUCCUCGUCAAGGUGUGGUGCCUCAUCAUCGUCUUCGUCGGCACCUUCGUCGGGGGCGUCUCCCCCUACUUUCUCAAGUGGGACGAGGGGUUCCUCGUGCUCGGGACGCAGUUCGCGGGGGGCGUGUUCCUCGGCACGGCGCUCAUGCACUUCCUCAGCGACUCCAACGAGACCUUCGAGGACCUCACGGACAAGGAGUACCCCUUCGCGUUCAUGCUCGCGAGCGCCGGGUUCGUCAUCACCAUGCUCGCCGAUUGCGUCAUCGCGAUCGUGGUCGCGCGUGGGAGCGGGGUGAGAGACGUCGAAAGGGGCGGCGGAGGAGGUAAUGGCGACGGAGGAGCCUUGCAAGAGAGUAAACUUGAUGCUAACAAUGGAAACUCGAACUUGCAAUCAGAGGCUGUAAAUGGCACAAAUAAUCACUCAGUUGCAGCUAUGCUUCGUGACGCUGAUAAUCUUGGCGACAGCAUACUAUUGAUUGUGGCCUUGUGUUUCCAUUCUGUUUUUGAAGGCAUUGCAAUUGGCGUCGCAGAGACUAAAGCCGAUGCAUGGAAAGCGCUGUGGACGAUCAGCCUGCACAAGAUAUUCGCGGCAAUAGCCAUGGGUAUAGCGCUCCUAAGAAUGAUCCCGAACCGCCCGCUGCUCUCCUGCGCGGCCUACGCCUUCGCCUUCGCCAUCUCCAGCCCAAUCGGAGUGGCCAUCGGGAUCAUAAUCGACUCCACCACCGAGGGCCAUGUGGCGGACUGGAUCUACGCCAUCUCCAUGGGCCUCGCGUGCGGCGUGUUUGUUUACGUCUCCAUCAACCAUCUCUUAGCCAAAGGGUACAAGCCGCAGCGGCCCCUCGCGGCCGACUCGCCAGUGAACCGGUGGCUGGCGGUGGUCGCCGGGGUCGGGGUGAUUGCUGUUGUGAUGAUAUGGGAUACAUGAUGAGGCUGGAAAUUGGGGGUAGGGAGUAAGUGUUAAUGUUGUUACAUAUUUACAUGAGCCGAGGCCAUUAAUUGAGGAGUGGUAGCUUUUUUUUUUUUUGUUUUUUUUCCCCUACUGUAUUUUCUUUCGCUUGGUAGUACACAAAGUUAAUCCUUUUCAUGAAGGAAAAAGUUGAAAUUUGCUGUGAAAAUGCUUUUCUAGGUGAUAAAAGUUAUUAUUUUUCUUUC
Messenger RNA from Ananas comosus (pineapple), 1438 nucleotides. Its product is annotated as zinc transporter 2-like. The transcript has 4 exons. Gene Ontology annotation, biological process: zinc ion transmembrane transport. The record is from RefSeq and is a predicted model, not a curated record. Gene Ontology annotation, cellular component: membrane. NCBI's taxonomy places the organism in Eukaryota, Viridiplantae, Streptophyta, Magnoliopsida, Poales, Bromeliaceae. Gene Ontology annotation, molecular function: zinc ion transmembrane transporter activity. The coding region runs from base 150 to 1211 and encodes 353 amino acids.